This is a messenger RNA of Engraulis encrasicolus (European anchovy), 1656 nucleotides long. It is a transcript of the gene grk7b, whose product is annotated as G protein-coupled receptor kinase 7b. The coding region runs from base 1 to 1656 and encodes 551 amino acids. Gene Ontology annotation, molecular function: ATP binding; rhodopsin kinase activity. NCBI's taxonomy places the organism in Eukaryota, Metazoa, Chordata, Actinopteri, Clupeiformes, Engraulidae. The record is from RefSeq and is a predicted model, not a curated record. Gene Ontology annotation, cellular component: cytoplasm. Gene Ontology annotation, biological process: signal transduction; regulation of signal transduction; protein phosphorylation. The transcript is spliced from 6 exons.
AUGUGUGACAUGGGGGGUCUGGAGAACCUGGUGGCCAACACGGCCUACCUGAAAGCGCAGGCCGGCCUGGACAAGGACAUGCGGCGGAGACGGCGCAGCCAGGCCCUCCCCAAGCCCGAGCAGUGCACUGCCGCCCGGUUCUGCGUGGGCGCCGACUUUGAUUUCCUGUGCGUACGGCAGCCCAUCGGCAGGACGUUCUUCCGGAGGUUCCUCGAGCAGUCCGCUGCUCCGGAGUACGCGGCCGCCGCGGAGUUCCUGGAAGAGCUGGCCUACUGGGACCUGGCGGAGGAGGACGGAACCAAGGACGAAGCCCAGCAGAACAUCAUCAACCGGUUCUGCAAGCCGGACUCGGACAGCUUCCUGUCCUUCCUGACAGGCGAGCUGGCGGAGAGGUGCCAGGCCGUCACUGCCAGGAACUUCCAGGAGAUCAUGAAGUGCCAGGUGAGGGACGCCACCAAGGAGUUCCUGAGGGGCAAGCCCUUCACCGAGUACCAGAACAGCCCGUACUUCGACAAGUUCCUGCAGUGGAAGCAGUUUGAGAAGCAGCCCAUCAGCGAGAGGUACUUCUACGAGUUCAGGACUCUGGGCAAAGGAGGCUUUGGAGAGGUGUGUGCAGUGCAGGUGAAGUGCACGGGCCAGAUGUACGCCUGCAAGAAGCUGGACAAGCGGCGGCUGAAGAGCAAGGGAGGCGAGCGGCUGGCCCUGCUGGAGAAGCAGAUCCUGGAGAAGGUCAACAGCCCGUUCCUGGUCAACCUGGCCUACGCCUACGACACGCCGGUGCACCUGUGCCUCGUCAUGACCCUGAUGACGGGCGGCGACCUCAAGUAUCACAUCUACGACAUGGGCGAGCGCGGCAUCGACCCCGAGCGCAUCGUCUACUACACGGCGCAGAUCACCUGCGGCCUGCUGCACCUGCACUCCAUGGACAUCGUGUACCGCGACAUGAAGCCGGAGAACGUGCUGCUGGACAGCCGCGGCCAGUGUCGCCUCUCCGACCUGGGGCUGGCCGUGCAGCUGCGGCAGGAGGUGGCGAUCAACCAGAAGGCUGGCACCAGUGGCUACAUGGCGCCCGAGCUCCUGCGUCAGGACCCGUACAGCAUGUCUGUGGACUGGUGGGCGCUGGGCUGCAGUAUCUACGAGAUGGUGGCGGGCCGCCUGCCCUUCAAGGACUUCAAGGAGAAGGUGCAGAAGGACGAGGUGACGCGCCGCACCUUCGAGGACGACGUCAAGUUCACCCACCGCAACUUCGACGCGCCCACCCGCAGCAUCAUCGAGCAGCUGCUCAAGAAGAAAGUCAGCCGGCGCCUCGGGAGCAAGGAGAGUGGCGAGGACCCGCGCAAGCACGAGUGGUUCAAGUCCAUCAACUUCCCCCGGCUGGAGGCCGGCCUGAUGGAGCCGCCGUGGACGCCGCGGCCCAACGUGGUCUACGCCAAGGACACGGGCGACAUCCGCGACUUCUCGGAGGUCAGGGGCGUGCAGCUGGACGCGGCCGACCACAAGUUCUACAAGGAGUUCAGCACGGGCGCCGUGUCCAUCCCCUUCCAGCAGGAGAUGAUGGACAGCGGCCUCUUCGAGGAGCUCAACGACCCCAGCAGGGUGGAACCCAUCCCGCUGACGGGGGACGAGAAGAAGUCCAAGUCCUGCGUCCUGUCUUGA